Chironomus riparius is the source of this 1245-nucleotide messenger RNA. The record is from the annotation of a GenBank genome assembly. NCBI's taxonomy places the organism in Eukaryota, Metazoa, Arthropoda, Insecta, Diptera, Chironomidae.
AUGGACAUUCUUGAUUUCUCAAAGCAGCUCCCACCUUGGCUUGACCAAGAACUUUUCAACAAAGCUAUUCAAACCUACGAGUCGGAUCCACACGCAAAAGUCAUCAGUUUUGACAUCAAAGCAGCAACGCAGCCUGGUGAAAAUUUCGCAAGUGCCGUGUAUCGAGCCACAAUUAAAUUUACAUCAAAAUAUCAAAGGGAUGUAAAGGAAAUGUCAGUAAUCAUCAAGACACAGCCGGUCAAUGUGGAUUUGCCAGGAAUGGAGCAUAUGAAGGACACAACAUUGUUUAAAAAUGAAAUUGGAGUUUAUUUGAAUGUUUUGGGAGAAAUGCAAGAAUUGAUCACUUCUGCUGGAUAUAAAGAUGUGAUGUGUCCAAGAUUAAUCUACCAAACAAUGACACCAAAACCAGUCAUAAUGCUUGAAGACGUCACAUUAAGUGGAUUUGAUACAGCAAUUAAGUCAAUUCAUGAAGAUUUUGAGCUCUCCAAAAUGGUCAUAAAAAGAUUGGCAAAAUUCCAUGCAGCUAGUUUUUAUUUGCAAAAUGAACAGAAAAUCGACGCAACUCAAUUCGAUGCCUGCAUAUUUAAGGUUGAGCCAAUAUGCAAUAUGAUUUAUGGAAAUAGCUACGACACAUUGAUUGGAUUGAUGUCAAAAUGGGAAGGAUUUGAGGAAUUUGUGGAACCGCUGAAGAAGAUGAGGCAAAGUUAUAUGGAAAAGUCUGCAAAUUCUUAUACUGCUUGUACAGGUUCUGGUGCUUUUAAUGUUUUGAAUCAUGGUGACUUUCAUUUUAAGAAUAUGCUGUAUAAAAUGGAUAAGGAUGGUGGAAAAGUUGAGGAUUUUGUGAUGUAUGACUUUCAAAUCUGCGUCUACUCAACCCCAGCAAUCGACAUAUGCUACUAUCUAUACAACUUUGUCUCUGACAAGGACCGGAUCAACCGAUUUAAUGAAAUUCUUGCAACUUAUCAUGAACAAUUUGUUGAAGCUCUCAAGAAGUUCGGCUACCUAAAACAGCCUCCAACGUUGCUUGAUCUUCAAGUUGAAAUGCUGAAAAAUGGACAUUUACAGGCACAAUGUGCAAUGCUGUUGUAUCCAUUUAUGAUUUUAGACAUGAGCACAUUUACACCUGAAGACUUUGCCGCUGGAAUGAACUUUUUCAAUCAGAAAACUUUCGAAAAUCAAAGAUUUAAGAAAGUCAUCAAGGAAGAAUUGAAAGCAUUUUUGCAUAAAGGAUUUUUAGGGAAUUAA